UCAACCUCGUCCUACUUCAGGUCGUAGACCUUCGUGUACGCCAGUAUACGUAUCGUAUGUGUAUCCGAAAGCAUUAUCGGAGAUUCACGGUUCGGCAAAUAUGAAAAUUACGUUCCUUACGAGCUUCGCAUAGAAUUUGAAUGUUUACAAGUACAAGUGAUGUUAAUUGACGCUCAAUUUUCGGUAGUGGACAUGCAAACGCGUUACUGUGAUGUUAUGCGUUACUCCUCCGAGUAUGGAAACUGAUUUGAAAGAAGAAGCGUUCAGUAAGGAAGAAAUAUCGUUGGUGUCUGUAGGGUGUAUUGCGUAGGAAUGGUAUCACCGUCCAAGCUUCAACAUCAAGAGCAAAAGCAACCGUCGAAAGAGUAUAUAUUGAAUAAAUGUUCGUGUCAGCUGCUUUGACAUUCAAAUUGCGAUAGAAUUAUAUUUUUAACACAAGUUCUUCUUAUCUUCUCUUAUGUUGGAAAUGAUACUAGAUGUUCGCAUACAAAAGGGCCUGAAACCUUUGGCAAAGAAGUCAUUUUACUUGGAUAUAAAGAAUCAUGCCGCUUCGGCCAAGCUAGAGGCAAAAAUCAAGGAUCUUGGAGGAGUGAUAGAAUUAUUUUUAGUGCGCACCGUUAGUCUAGUUGUCACAGAUCGUAUUGACAGAGUCGGUCAAGUUCAUUGCGAAAAAUAUAAAUGGGGUUGUAUCAGUGGUGGCAGCGGGGGAACCCCCUCGCUGAGGAGCAUAGAAUUUCCAACUCCGACACCUCCUACGCCGCUUUUAAGUUCUGAGUGUCCUUUGUACAAUACGACCAAUCUGCAGGGUCACACUACCCAAAGAUCUAAAUCGCGGACGGAUGCAAUGUUGGAACGUGCUCUGACCCAACCACAGCAUUGUUCCGUGGAUCCGCUUGACAACGCCCUCAACUGGGGAAUACCUAUCUGGGCAACCGAUAAAAUUCAGGCUUGGCUCGAUAAAAUCUAUGCGUCUCUUAAAGACACUAGUAGUUUGAAACAUCUACAAGGAACAACGAGCAGGCAUAGGUUCGAGAAAGAUCUCAAAGUCAAGCACUUGAAAGGGUCGUAUGUCAAGUUUGAAUCUUUUCGCAGAGAUACAAGACCGGUAUUUUUGGAAUUAUCAACGUGGCCAACGUUGAACUUUGACGGAGACCCAGGAACUUGUCCUUUCGACGCUAAGAGGAGAGAAAAACUUGAAAAUAAAACAAAUAAGGAGAUUAAGGAAAACAGAGAAGCUAUCGCAAAUAAAAAAGAAGGUAAAGAGAUGACUCGACGACCACGUGCAGCUCGUGCUCGUAGAACGGAACAAUUAGGAGCUGGUUAUUGUGAAAUAUGUCGAAUAGAUUAUCGUGAUUUAGCGAAACACGUGCAAAGCGAUCAACAUUCGAGUUUUGUUCAAAACGAUGACAAUUUUCUCUCUUUGGAUACUUUAAUCAAUACAAGUGCCAGUGUAGAGGCAUUUUUGAAACUAAACAGAACAAAAGAUAUCGGAGAAGAAUGCAAUAUAUAUCCAACCGAGGAUCGUACUCUUCGCGACGUACUGCCAGAAGAAAAGAUCGCUAAGAAUGAAAAGACUUCAAAUAAUUACUCCGUACAAGGAAUAGACAUGGUGCAGUGCAAUGGAACCCGAAGAAAUCUUAAUUUAAAAUUAAACUCUCCUCACAACUUGCGAACGCGCGCUAAACACGAAAGUGGGCAUUUAUUGAGAUCAAAGGGUAGCCCUUGGCACGAGGUCGAUAAGAACGAAAAAUUUUACGACAAAUUCGAGGGUUUUACUAUAAAAAAGAGAGCAAAGGGAACCAUUUGGAUCGAAGAAGAAGAUCCGGAAAAUAAAUACUCGCAAGCAAGUGACAUUAAAAGCUCCGACCAAGUAGAUUAUAAUAAUAUUAAAUCGCCGGGAAAAGAUGUAAAUGGUAUCAAUCAACGUGAUUAUGGGGAUAAUAAUACUGUAAAUAAAAGGCAUAAUGGUACAGAUAAUCAGGAUAUUAAAGAAUUAGACGGCGGGAGGGUUCCAACUAAUGAACAAAAUGGUGUAUUUAAUCCUGAGCUUCCUUCGAAGAAUGAAAACGACGCGAAUAUUAAUAUUCACGGAGAGAUUGUAAGAUCUAAUUUGUUGAAAAAUAAUGUAAAUAUAAAUGGCUUGUCCGAUAAGAAUAAUCGUAUAGAAUCAUGGAAAUCUACGGACGGUAAAGUAAAGUUUGAUGGUGCGAAGAAUGAGUUGGAAUUGCAAAGAGUACGAUCGGAUAACGGGAGAGUCGUCGGAGGUGGUGAUCAUAACGAGAAAAAGGAAUCUAUCGAGGUAGUUUGUAAUAAUGGUCAUACGGAUAACAAUCAGAAGGAAUUAAAGGCGUUACAAUGUGCAGAAAAGGAAUUGGGUUGUGAGAAAUUACGAUCGCCUAGGGUUGCUGCUGGUGGUAGAAGAGGUGGUAGAAGUUUUCGCGGGCGUCAUAGAUUGUCGGUCGAAGAACGCCUGAUCGAGGAUAAUCGUGCAUAUUAUAAAGUCGAGGUAUUAGGAAGUAAACUACGGUCGAGCACAUUACCGUGCAACAAUACCUUGUCAAAUUCUACGAUUAAGGAUGCGGAGGUGGAGGAGGAGGAGGAGGAGGGAGAGGAAGAGGAGGAGGGUGAAAAGAAGGAGCAGCAGCAGCAACAGCCAUCCAGUGAAAAACCAGUUGUCGUAAGAUUCAAACGCGUAAGAAAAUCUGAGCUUUCCCUGUUAAGCGACGAGGCCGAGUCUUUUAUGUUUGGAGAACCUAAGCGCGACGACACGAGCGAGAUUAGCGACGAAGAACAAACUAGUGUUUUACCUAGGGACACCGAAAGCGAUUACAACGAGACUAUCAGUUCCGACAUACUUAGUUCGAGCUUGGAUUCCAAUCCUCGGAUAAAACAAGAGAUUUUGGAAGAAGAUUCGCAGGACUCCGUUAAUCUUGGCAGAGCGAGAAAAAGAAGGCGUACACAGGCGGAGGCGCUUAUUAAAGACAAUGCCGACUAUUACAAGUUCGAAACACCUGGCAGUAGAUUGAGAUAUCAGGCACCAUUAAACGGGGUCAACAAGGCCCCCAUUAAUACCGAACGCAAGGAGGUAAGAUCUGACGUUAAUGAAGGAGAAGUCGUAGAGAAAAUAUAUCCGUCCAAACCUUCGGCAGAAGUUGAAAGAAUGCAAUUUUCGUUCGAAGUAGUACCGAAAUCGGAACCGUGGUAUCAAACCUAUCAACGACAGGACGAGGGCGCUGAAUUUUGGCAUUACUUCAGCGACGGGGAUACAGGAAGACCGUUCCUUUUACCCUAUGAGAUAGAAAACUUCCAUGAGACCAUACUUAGGAAUCAGGCGAAGAAUGAAAAUAGAAAAAAGGGUAGAGGCCGUAGUAUAGGCUGCAUCGGACGGUCCCCUAGAAAAAGUCCGCGUUGUCAUGCAUCGACGUUGGCGAUAAUGUCCACGAUCAUAAGAAAAAGGGAACAGCAGCAAAUCACUUCAAAUCUCUGUACGAUAGAGGAAUGUCAAUCUCUGAAAUCGCAGAUGGAUACUCAGGCGAAAGCGGAUGCAAAAGGAGAUAUUAAAUUGGAUUCUAAGGUGUCCGACAUCGAUGAAGAAUUGAAGGAAAUCGCGAGAAAUAUCGACGAAAUGCUUAACACGAGAGAUGUCAUAGAAAUGGAGGAUGCGUUUGAACCCGAUAAUGUACAAAUGGACGGGCUAGAGGAGGAGGAGGAUGAUUUCAUUGAAUCGACGAAUGUACCGAAAGGUCCGCCGGCAAAUCUGUUGGAAUUACUGGACAACUGUCAUGAACUCGUACCUUGUAUAGAAAACUCAUCGUGUGCCAGUUCGGAGUGCGGUGAAGGAAAUGUCGAGUCGCCCUUAAAACGACGUAAAAAGAGAAAAAAUAGAACAGGAUGGCCCGGGAUUAAGAUACGAAAAAAGUUACAAAAUAAGAUGAUUAUAGGCACGUACAACGGUGCUCAAGGAAAUUUCAAGAGAGCUGGGGAGUUAUCGAGAGAGAAAAGUGUUGGUCCGUUUGACGAAAAGAAUAACGAGGUUGACGGCGACGCCGACAUGUCUCUGCGAUUGAUGGCAGACACACAUACAGAAAUAGUUUUAUCGAAUGGUAGUACGAUUUCAUCUACUACUAGGCACAAUGAAAAGAUUACGGUCGACAAAAAAAAUAAUAAAAGCACACCGGAUGAUUGCGAUGAUCCUGGCGUAUCUACUAAAACACCUCCUAGAGCGUGUCCCAAAACGUGUCCUAAAACGUGUCUUAGCGCGACUGUGAUCGGUAAAAAUAAAAAUGCGGACAAUAGCGGUGGCAAAAAUUCCACGACCGUGGACGAAUUGAGAAUUUCUAAGGUAUUUGGCGAGGCGCAAAGGACUUUAUCGGAUAAGAAUUUUACGUUGGACAUAGAGGAAGAAGUGUCGGAGAACGAUCCUGGAAACGAUGAAAAUCACGAGAAUGUAUUUAGGAAAGAUGUGAACGGUGUUAUUGUGUUAGAACGACAAUUCAUCACGAAAGCUGUCGUAAAGAAACGUCCGCGCAUAAACACAUCCUCCGAGGGCUGCGAAUCGCGUACCGAAAUUGAAAAUCAUGACAUUUUGUCAGCCAGAAAGGACAUAGAUUCUGGGAUAGUAUCGAGAAAGCAUCAUAGUCCCGGCGACGUGUCUAGGCUGGGAUGUCAACAAACCCGUUCGGAAAACUCUAAUAUUGACGUGGACGCUCAUAGGACGGUUUACAGAAGGAGUAAAGUAGGAGGAGUGGUAAGGUCUAGGAAACGAGUUAACACGAGGAAACAACAACGAAGGAAUAAUAACGUUCCCUCGGAAUCCGUAUACGAGAGCGAAAAUUGCAAGAAUGAGUCUUAUUUGAGUAUUACUUGUAAAAAGCAAGAAACUAUGAAAAGUGCGAAGAAACAAAGCGACGAAACGAUAGGACCCUCGGUCGACUUACAGGACUCGGCCGAAUUGGAGUGUGCACUGUCGGAACGUAACACUCCCACCACCACUACCACCAUGCCGCCUUCCGAUUUACAACAAAGACGUUCGAGCAUCGAGUUUCAGCCGGUAGUUAGAAUGAUGAAGAUAGACAAUCCAGUUGACAUGGAUCAUAGUAUUUUGUCGGUUACUGUAGCAAGUAAUAGAAGGUUAAGAAGUUCGAAUUCUCAUAGAACGAACGCUCAGCCACCGCGAAAACGUUUGAAAACUGCGCGUGGACAAUUUGGAAGGUGGUUGAAAAGUAGUAGCUGAAAUCUCGGAUAAAUCGCGUCUACGCCAACCGUCGUGAAAUUUCAAAAUUAAAGAGUCCUCUUUUAUGCUGCUUCUUCUUCUUCUUCUUCUUCUUCUUCUUCUUGCCACCAAGAGGCGCUGGAAUUUUGAAAUUUUCUUCACCCAUGUAAAUUAUGUGUAAUAUAGUAUUCGUCUAUGUAGUAUAUAGUAUUUAACGUUACUGACACGUAAAAUCUUAAUAAUAUUCUACUUGAUAUCUUCUUGACGCGAUACACGCGAUAAUGCGUCGUCAAACUUGUACAUUCGUCGAAUGCGGUCUUGAUGUUCUCAGAAUUAAUGUUUUUUCUAUCCGCAUCGUCACCCAUCCAACUAAAUCCCUCCCUCCCACAGCGGCUUUUUUGUUUAUAUUAUAAUGUUUGUAACAGGUACAAAAAUAUUCCAUGUAUUAUAUAAACGGUAUUUCUGGAACAUAUGUGACUAAAGAGAAGAAAUUCUUUAAGCGCGCACGAGACUGCAUACAGCUUUGUAAUAUGUAUAAUCUCAUAUUCUGUUUAUGCUUCGCAUUAUCCAAGGUAACACUGUAAAUCCUCGGAGGAAAACAAAAACAAAAAAAGAAGAAAAAACUACAAAAAAAAAAGGAAAUACCUUAAUUAUUUUAUUUCAAGUGGAAAUAUGUAAGUUUCUCGUGAGUUCAACAAGAAAAAUUAUUAUUAAAGAUACGAAUUUUUCAAUAAAAGA
Messenger RNA from Vespa mandarinia (Asian giant hornet), 5950 nucleotides. RefSeq lists its product as uncharacterized. The record is from RefSeq and is a predicted model, not a curated record. Gene Ontology annotation, biological process: regulation of cell cycle phase transition; positive regulation of nuclear cell cycle DNA replication. Gene Ontology annotation, cellular component: Dbf4-dependent protein kinase complex. Gene Ontology annotation, molecular function: protein serine/threonine kinase activator activity; zinc ion binding; nucleic acid binding. NCBI's taxonomy places the organism in Eukaryota, Metazoa, Arthropoda, Insecta, Hymenoptera, Vespidae.